Meloidogyne enterolobii is the source of this 474-nucleotide messenger RNA. The record is from the annotation of a GenBank genome assembly. Lineage: Eukaryota; Metazoa; Nematoda; Chromadorea; Rhabditida; Meloidogynidae.
AUGAAUUUUCCUAAAAUUGCAACCAUUCUAUUUACAUUUUUUAUUUUAUUUGAUUUAAUAGAAUGCGGUAAAGGUAAAGAUAAAGCUGGUGAAGAACCUUCUUCACCACGAAAGGUAGAAGAGAGCGCGGGACGAUCAAGCGGGAGAGGACGUGGGCGCAUAAUUGGUGGCCAAAGACCACCAAGCACAGGAGAAGGAAUGCAUGAACUUGGAAGGGCUGAGCAUGGAAUUAUUGGGCAUGGAAUAGCUGGUGAGCAACUGAAUAUAGGACCCAUGCGAGUAAAACAUAAAUCAUCUGAUUUACCACCUAAUUUUACGGAAGAAUAUCGAAAACGAAUGGCUGUAAUUCAAAACAAAGGAAAAGGAAUAGAAUUUAAUGAAGGAGGAAUUCCAAUGAGAGUUAAGGAAAAGACACAAAUUCAAGAAAAAGGGAAGGGGCAAGAAAGUAAGCGUUUAUUAGCUAAAUUGUUAUAA